AUGACUCCAGCCCCACCAUCAUCAUCCUUCAGCAACCCGCACACGCGCUGGCGCGCCCUCACCGCCCGCGACCCGGCCGCGCACGCCUCGUUCGUCUACGCCGUGCUCAGCACGCGCAUCUACUGCCGCCCCACCUGCCCCGCGCGCCUCGCCCGCCGCGCCAACAUCGUCUUCUACGACGCCGCCGCCCAGGCCGCCGCCGCCGGCUUCCGCGCCUGCAAGCGCUGCAGGCCCGAUGUCGUCGUCAUCGCGCAUGCUGGCUCCAAUCCUAUUGGUGGAGCUGCUGCUGCGUCCAACAGCGGGAAUAAUGGGGUUGAUGCAUCUGCGGCGGCGGUGGUAGCCGGUGGUGGUGGUGAGGCUGCUGUAGCGGAGCAGGAGUAUGGUGAGGAUACAGGCGGUCGGCGGGCGGCGGAGAAGGCGCGGAAGGUGCUGGAGAGGGAGGGCGGCGAGGUUGUGUGGAGGGACGUAGCGAAGGAGGUGGAGCGCGCGCCGAGAUAUUUGCAUGGCGUGUUUAGAGCGGCGUUUGGGGUGACGCCGGGGGUGUAUGCGGCGGGGGUGAAGAAAAGGAAAAGAGAGGCGGAGAGCGUGGCGCAGAGUGUUUUGGUGGGCCAAGAGCAGGUGGUGCCGGACUUGAUGGUGGAUGAAGGGAGUUCGUCGGGUGGAACGUCUGGGAGUGAGGUAUUGCUGGAUGAUUUGGGGGAUCUUGAUGGGUUGUUGGCCAAUAUUCCGGGACUGGGUGAGGGUGGUGCCGUGGAAUGGAAUGAAGCUUGUAUGAUUGAGUGGAUGGAACCCGACUUGGAGCCCUGGGAGAACCUCGUGCAGUGGGAUGCAUUCCCAGCACAUGUUACACAAGGGACAGGUCAAGAGCAAGUGGUAUGA
Messenger RNA from Lasiodiplodia theobromae, 879 nucleotides. Its product is annotated as DNA repair and transcription factor protein. Gene Ontology annotation, biological process: regulation of DNA-templated transcription; DNA repair. The coding region runs from base 1 to 879 and encodes 292 amino acids. The transcript has a single exon. NCBI's taxonomy places the organism in Eukaryota, Fungi, Ascomycota, Dothideomycetes, Botryosphaeriales, Botryosphaeriaceae. Gene Ontology annotation, molecular function: zinc ion binding; methyltransferase activity; DNA binding. The record is from RefSeq and is a predicted model, not a curated record.